AUGGUUUUGAAGGUGUUGAAGCGCAUGUCACAGGCGGAUAAUGUAUUCCAAUCGCUGCGUCCGCUCACCUAUAUAUCGCUGGUGGGCCUGGCACCAUUCCAGCUGAACCUCAACUCGGACAAGGAGGUGCACACUUCGUCGUAUUCCUUCAUAGCUGGCAUUGUGCACUUCCUCUUCUUUGUGCUGUGCUUUGUGGCAUCCAUACGCGAGGGCGACUCCAUCAUCGGCUACUUCUUCCAGACGAACAUCACCAAACUGGGCGAUGGCACACUGCGCCUUACUGGCAUCAUAGCCAUGUGCACCAUCUUCGGAUUCGCCAUGUUCAAGCGCCAGCGAUUGGUCAGCAUUAUACAAAACAAUAUCAUCGUGGAUGAGAUCUUUGUGCGCCUGGGCAUGAAGCUGGACUACCGCCGUAUUCUCCUCUUCACCUUUCUCAUCUCCAUGGGCAUUGUGAUCUUCAACGUUGUCUACAUGUGUGUCAGCUAUGGGCUGCUGGUCAGCGCCACCAUUUCGCCAUCCUUUGUCACCUUCACGGCAUUCGCGCUGCCCCACAUCAAUAUCAGCCUAAUGGUCUUCAAGUUCCUCUGCACCACCCACUUGGCCCAGAGUCGUUUCAGUAUGGUGAAUGAGAUUCUCCAGGACAUUCUGGAUGCUCACAUUGAGCUGAACAGCGCUUUGGAGCUGUCGCCCAUGCAUUCGGUGGUGAACAAUCAUCGGUAUGCGCAUCGGCUGCGUAAUUUGAUCAGCACACCAAUGCAAAGGUACAGUGUUACGUCGAUAAUACGCCAGAAUCCAGAGUACGCCAUAAAACAGGUGGCCAACAUACAUAAUUUGCUCUGCGACAUUUGCCACACGAUCGAGGAGUAUUUCACCUAUCCGCUGCUGGGUAUCAUUGCCAUAUCUUUCCUCUUCAUACUCUUCGACGACUUCUAUAUACUGGAGGCCCUGUUGAAUCCGAAACGCUUGGAUUAUUUUGAAGCCGAUGAGUUCUUUGCCUUCUUCCUAACUCAAAUGAUCUGGUACAUUGUGAUCAUAUUUCUGAUCGUCGAGGCCAGCAGCAGCACCAUCAGGCACAGCAGCUGCAGCGCCGCCAUUGUGCACAAGAUUCUCAAUAUAACCGACGAGCCGGAGCUGAGGGAUCGGCUGUUCCGUCUCUCACUGCAGCUCUCCCAUCGCAAAGUCAAAUUCACCGCCGCUGGAUUGUUUCGCUUGGAUCGCACGCUUAUUUUCACGAUAACUGGCGCCGCUACAUGUUACCUCAUUAUACUAAUACAAUUUCGCUCCACUCAUCAUGUUGAAGACUUUGGAAGUACAAAUAAUACGGACUAUAUGUAACUGAACUAAGAUUAACAUCGUCUUUUAAAAAUCUUUGU
Drosophila mojavensis is the source of this 1373-nucleotide messenger RNA. It is a transcript of the gene Gr28a, whose product is annotated as putative gustatory receptor 28a. The transcript is spliced from 3 exons. The record is from RefSeq and is a predicted model, not a curated record. Lineage: Eukaryota; Metazoa; Arthropoda; Insecta; Diptera; Drosophilidae. Gene Ontology annotation, cellular component: membrane; dendrite; neuronal cell body. Gene Ontology annotation, biological process: sensory perception of taste. The coding region runs from base 1 to 1335 and encodes 444 amino acids.